Molecule: messenger RNA, 1320 nt
Organism: Prosopis cineraria
Lineage: Eukaryota; Viridiplantae; Streptophyta; Magnoliopsida; Fabales; Fabaceae
Exons: 4
Coding region: 1-1320 (439 amino acids)
Source: RefSeq, a predicted model, not a curated record
AUGGAGACCCCAUCUUCUUCAUCGUCGUCCAAGUCCAGAAAGAAAGAUAACAGAAAGAGCGAAAAGUUCUCAUCGGGAGACUUCGCUUCUGAUUCCAUCAGUGACAACAAUUCAAACAACAAGAAGCCAUCUGUUUCAUCUGAAGAAAUGAAUGUCUCAGCAUCGAAGAUCUCCGUCAAAAGAAGAACCAGAAAAAAAAGAGAGCUUACAGAUGACACUCUAAGAGAAGAAGAAGGAGAAGAACCAGAAAGAACAAGAGGGCUUACUGAUGAGCCUGUGGGAAGAGAAGAAGAAGAAGCAGCAGAAAGAUCAAGAGGGCUUACUGAUGAGCUUGAGAAAGAACAAGAAGCGGAGAGACCAAGAGUGCUUACAGAUGAGACUGUGAGAGAGGAAGAAGAUGAAGCUGAAAGAACCAGAGAGCUUAAAGAUGAGACUGUUCAAGAACAAGAAUCAGAAAGAAUUAGAGAGCUUGCGGAUGCUGUGAGAGAGGAAGAAGAUGAAGCUGAAGGAACCAGACAGCUUACAGAUGAGACUAUUUUGAGAGAGGAAGAAGACGAAGCUGAAAGAACCAGAGAGCUGGUUAUUGCUGCUGAGGAAGAAGAAGAUUUCAAAAUGGAGAUCCCAUCAUCUUCAUCGUCGUCCAGGUCCAGAAAGAAACACAACAGAAAGAGCGAAAAGUUCUCAUCAGGAGACUUGGCUUCUGAUUCCAUCAGUGACAAUUCAAACAACAAGAAGCCAACUGUUUCAUCUGAAAACAAGAAUGUCUCACCAUCCAAGAGCUCUGUCAAAGAAGAAGAAGAAGAAGAACAAGAAAGAACAAGAGGGCUUACUGACGAGCCUGUGGAAAGAGGAGGAGAAGAAGAAGAAGCAGAAAGAUCAAGAGGGCUCACUGAUGAGCCUGAGAAAGAACAAGAAGCGGAAAGAACAAGAGAACUUACAGAUGAGACUGUGAGAGAGGAAGAAGAUGAAGCUGAAAGAACCAGAGAGCUUAAAGAUGAACCUGUGAAAGAACAAGAAUCAUCAGAAAGAACAAGAGAGCUUGCAGAUGAGACUACUGUGAGAGAGGAAGAAGACGAAGCUGAAAGAACCAAAGAGCUGGUUAUUGCUGCUGAGGAAGAAGGCAAGAAGAAGAAGAAGAAGAUGACGAUGACGACGGUGAGGGCUGAGUUUGCAUGGCUGCGUGAAAUUGUCAUAGAAGUAACAACGAUGCAGAUCCUUCUUCAGAUCCUUCUUUGGCUAUAUGAUGCGUUUCCUCGAGUUACCACGUUCUUAUGUUUUCUUGCUCUUUUAUGUCUUUUUGUCUGGCGAAGGGAUCAUUAG